GUGUUUCAUUUAAACGCGAGGGCCGGCACCUACAAUCAAGGAGUAACGCACAGUCCGACGUUAUCAAGGGGACACUCGGGGAGAAUUUCAUUCUCACAACGAGACCCAAUUCGCAGAGGAGAGGCGACGCGACGCGACGCACCCAUUGUCAGCAACCCCUCGAAGGAAAUAUUAAGACAUGGCCGAAACUGAGGAUAUUCAGCCCCUUGUCUGUGAUAAUGGAACUGGAAUGGUCAAGGCUGGAUUUGCUGGAGAUGAUGCUCCAAGGGCUGUUUUUCCCAGCAUAGUGGGACGCCCUCGUCACACAGGAGUCAUGGUUGGUAUGGGCCAAAAAGAUGCAUAUGUUGGUGAUGAGGCUCAAUCCAAGAGAGGUAUUCUGACGCUGAAGUAUCCCAUUGAGCAUGGAAUUGUCAGCAACUGGGAUGAUAUGGAGAAGAUUUGGCAUCAUACAUUCUACAAUGAACUUCGUGUGGCCCCGGAAGAGCACCCAAUCCUCUUGACUGAAGCUCCUCUAAAUCCGAAGGCCAAUCGUGAAAAAAUGACUCAAAUCAUGUUUGAGACCUUUAAUGCCCCUGCUAUGUAUGUUGCCAUUCAGGCUGUUCUCUCCCUCUAUGCCAGUGGUCGUACUACUGGUAUUGUUCUCGACUCUGGUGAUGGUGUCAGCCAUACUGUUCCCAUCUAUGAAGGUUAUGCACUUCCCCAUGCAAUCCUGCGUCUUGAUCUGGCUGGCCGUGACCUCACUGACUACCUCAUGAAGAUUUUGACCGAGCGUGGUUACUCUUUCACCACUACAGCAGAGCGUGAAAUUGUAAGGGACAUCAAAGAGAAACUGUCGUACAUUGCUCUCGACUAUGAGCAAGAGCUAGAAACAUCCAAGACAAGCUCUGCUGUGGAGAAGAACUAUGAACUGCCCGACGGACAGGUCAUCACCAUUGGCGCUGAGAGGUUCCGAUGCCCUGAGGUCCUUUUCCAGCCAUCCAUGAUAGGGAUGGAAGCUGCUGGAAUUCAUGAAACCACCUACAAUUCAAUCAUGAAGUGCGACGUUGAUAUCAGGAAGGAUCUGUAUGGAAACAUUGUCCUCAGUGGUGGCACAACUAUGUUCCCAGGUAUUGCCGAUAGGAUGAGCAAGGAGAUCACUGCUCUGGCUCCAAGCAGCAUGAAGAUUAAGGUGGUGGCUCCACCGGAGAGGAAAUACAGUGUCUGGAUCGGAGGUUCCAUCUUGGCCUCUCUCAGCACAUUCCAGCAGAUGUGGAUUGCCAAAGGAGAGUAUGAUGAGUCCGGACCUUCGAUUGUUCACAGAAAGUGCUUCUAAGAUCGAACCGUGGCAAAAAGGAUCACCCGAGAGAUUUAUAGAAAUCAAAUGGUUGCUGCUGCUGCUGCUGCUUCACCUGGUGUUCCAUUCCGGUUUCUUUGCAUUCUUCUCUUAUGCGUUCUUUUAUUUGUGUUCUUUUGUCCUCUCGAGUCUUUUCCUUCUAAGGUUGAACAAUGGCUGUGGAAUCAUUUUCUGUCAUUUCUCCAAGUUAUAUUACUAUGUA
Andrographis paniculata is the source of this 1535-nucleotide messenger RNA. Its product is annotated as actin-66. NCBI's taxonomy places the organism in Eukaryota, Viridiplantae, Streptophyta, Magnoliopsida, Lamiales, Acanthaceae. The transcript is spliced from 5 exons. Gene Ontology annotation, cellular component: cytoplasm. The record is from RefSeq and is a predicted model, not a curated record. Bases 179 to 1312 code for a protein of 377 amino acids.